CUUUAUUGUUCUCCCUUUAUUGUUCCCCGAAUCCAUCCUCUAAUCUGUGCUAUUGUCUUUCUUUCGCUCGCCAUUGGACACUGCGUCGCAACACCAGCUACGAGCUUAGAUUUCCUACACGACCAAAUAACACGAUCAGAAUAAACAAACAACACGAAGUCACGAUGACAGUAGCGACGCGCCCUACAUCUUCGCCAGUCACAUUCUGCGAGAAUGUUACUCCAACGACAUACGCGCAGACCCGUCACAGCCUGGACCACCUAGAAGAUCUAGACUUGGAUGCUCUGAACGAACUUCAGUCGUCAUUACUUCCAGGAUUUGAACCAUGCAAUGCCGGCACGACGACUAAGAGACGUCGGGGUCCUCCUCAUCGUCGGCGUUCUCAGGGUCACAUUCCACGACCUCCGAAUGCCUUCAUGAUGUUCAGACAGAAUUUCUGCAAGAGUUCACAGUUCAAGCCAGGAAUGACCGACGAACGAGAUAGUUUGAGCAGGCUACUAGGAAAAGAGUGGCGUCAACUUCCAGCAGAAGAGAAAAGUUAUUGGGACCUGGUCGCCAGGAUUGAAAAAGAGAGGCACAAGAGGUUGUAUCCUGACUACAAGUUCAAACCGGUCCACAAAAAACGAAAACAGGUCCAGGAACCCGCCGGCUCUGUUUCCAAACAACGGAUCUCGAAAAAACGUACUUCUCCUGCCAUCGACGACGAGUCUGGCGAGCUUAACUUCUCCAUGGAUAUCGCAAAGCAGCGCGAACUUCAACUCGAAAGGAACAGCUACAUCACGGAGCUGUACAAGUGUGGCUACAAAACUGAACAGUUGGGGCCGUUUAUGAAGAGGUUUGAUGCGCAUCAUCGUCAGAAAGCCCUCGGGCUUUCCCGUCGACCGGCUCAUGAAGAAGAGCUGGACGCAGACUCGCACUCCGACUCAGCUACCCUUUUUGAUGAUGGUGAUGGUUAUAGCUCUACUCGGAAGUUGAAUCUCGAUAUUCCCUCCCCUUCUGGCUCGCGCAUAUCUUCGCCAGCUACUCUUGCGUACUCCGAGUCGAGCUCUCCCGCACCAUUCACGUUGCCAACGGUCCCGCGUCUGUCUUCGCUUGUCCCUGCGGAAGGUUUUACUGGGUCAUGCUCCAGUUGGGGUUACCAGCAGCCGCGAAGAAGCUCUUCGGUUCCGCUUCCCUUCGGCCAGUGGGAAGACAAUUUGUUUAAUCCUAGCCUUACCGAUUCUACGUUCCAUUCCACAUAUCCCGCACCACCUCUCUCGCCACCUCCUAUGUCCAUAAUGCAUCCGGGAUUCUGCCCGAGUGAAAUGGACCCCGAAUACACCCCGAUGUCCAUAGAACACCGAUGUCUCAUUGGGGAACGACGCGCAUCCAGCGCUGGAGGGAUGCGCAGGAGCUGGGGAUCUUUGAGUAAACUUUCACCGUCAUCGACUUAUGGGCAGGAGGAUUUCUCAACAAACAGGAAUGGGAAUCAGUGGGGGUGGAUGCAGGGAACAGAUGGUGGAAUGUUUAACAACGGAGAGCUUCCUGAAGUUGAACCCGGUUUGUUCCAGCCCAAUUUCGAUUUGAGCGCUGGUGGACUUGGAUUGUCUUCGGUGUCACCGCAUCUCGACGGUGCUGUGUCACCUCUCGACGCUCCUUCUCCGUUGGAUAGUCUUCCACUCUCAUUCAAUGCAGAGGAGGUGCAGAUUAUCGCUCCUCAGCCAGUUUCUCCCGUCCCGUUGCAGACCUUCGACGCUUUGGGUUUUCUUGAUUCCGGUGACUCUUCAGCUAUGGUUGACGCUAUCAUGAAUGCAGAGUUCGUUGACGCAAGUGAGGAUGGCCUGGUGUUUCCUCUUGAAGUCACGAACUGAAGAUCUUUCGAGCGCGCACUUCAACGACGACUCGGUUACGAUUAUGACCUAUACUUACAUGAAUGCAGUUCCGUACAAGUCGACAUUUUGUUAUCGCUUUGCUUUCUCAUCUGUAUCAAUAGUAGUUUUCUCCUUGUUUUUUGUUGUUCUUUUUUACACAGUACCUUAUUCACCUCUGUAUCCUCAAGUUACCCAUAUCUUAUACAUAUGUAUCAUUAUUACCCCUCUUAAAAUGUCACCCUUGAAGCUUGAAGCUUGAAGGCUUGAAGGCUUCUGUUUUACUUCU
Marasmius oreades (fairy-ring Marasmius) is the source of this 2136-nucleotide messenger RNA. RefSeq lists its product as uncharacterized. Lineage: Eukaryota; Fungi; Basidiomycota; Agaricomycetes; Agaricales; Marasmiaceae. The transcript has 3 exons. Gene Ontology annotation, molecular function: RNA polymerase II cis-regulatory region sequence-specific DNA binding; DNA-binding transcription factor activity, RNA polymerase II-specific. Bases 165 to 1850 code for a protein of 561 amino acids. Gene Ontology annotation, biological process: regulation of DNA-templated transcription; anatomical structure morphogenesis; cell differentiation. The record is from RefSeq and is a predicted model, not a curated record.